Messenger RNA from Pimephales promelas (fathead minnow), 2782 nucleotides. The record is from RefSeq and is a predicted model, not a curated record. Lineage: Eukaryota; Metazoa; Chordata; Actinopteri; Cypriniformes; Leuciscidae.
ACACACACACACACACACACACACACAGCGCGUGCUUUCUGUUCACGGUUGCUGCUGUGUAUUCUACGCGACUUCCUGGUGCUCUUCCUAGAUUUGGACUGCUUUAGUGUUUCUUGUGCAGCUGCUCGUCGACUGUGGAGUUCACCGAUGAUGAAGCAGAGUGGUAAACAUACUAGAAGGUUCCAAUACCGAGAAUGAGACUAGGACAGCUGACGCUCAUACUGACAGCACUUCCGAAAGGAACUACUUUUACAAUAUGACUGUUUUGUGUUACUGCCAGCGUGUCAUUUAUCAGAACAAACGACACCGACUUCACAUCCUACAUGCAACUUUCCAGUCUAGUAACCUGCGCGUUAGAAAAAUGAAUGAUACCUGCCCUCACCUAUGUUUUCUAAGUUGACGUCAUGACGAAGAGAUCCCGUCGAACACUAGAUCAGGACGAUCCUCUGUGCUGUUGUGAGUACAUUGAUCGCCAUGGCGGGCGCAGUCACAUGGCUGCCUGUUGCUGUGACUGUGAGGAUUUGGAUGAGGCUUGUGACAGAUGGAUGAAGAAGGAGUCUCAAAAUCCAGGCUCUCUGUCUCGGGUAGUUGCCACGAUCAGUGAUCGUCUGCGGGUGCCCUGGAUAUCUGGUGCCCAACAAGUUGAUCUAUCGUUGAUCCCUCCUCUUAUUCUCCUUCCUGUUUUUUUGCACAUUGCAGCUUUGCACUACCUGCUGGGUAUUGUAGUGCUAACAGCAGUGCCUAUCAUGGUCAUUUGGUACUACUACUUUACUCACCGAAAGAAAGGACGCACUUUAUUCUUCCUCAGCCUCGCCCUCUUCUCCCUCUUCUACAUGUUCUACCUCUUCAUCACCGAAGUCGUCCCUCGCGGUGAUGUGAAUCAUCUUCAGUUGUGCGCUGUGACGGCGGGUGUUGCUCUUACAGUCAUUUGUCUCAUAAUCACCAAAAGGGGGCCGGGCUACGUCAGGCCUCUUCCAUCUGACACUCAUAGCACAGUGACCUAUCACAAACCACCACCUGAUGUAGAUGCUGCCUAUCUAAACGGAGAACAGCACCAGGUGGUGAUAGCCAACCACGCCGGUCCUCCUGAACAAACUGAUGAAUCUGGGACAGCACAGGAGCCUGUUCAGAGGAGGAACUGGUGUACAGUAUGCAAAGUGGUGCGUCCCCCGAGAGCCGGACACUGCAGGAUCUGUGGAGUCUGCAUCCUGCGUCUGGACCACCACUGUGUCUGGAUCAACAGCUGUGUGGGACAGGCCAAUCACCCCAGUUUCCUUCUGAUGCUUGUUUUCUUUCUACUGACGUCGCUGUACGGGAUCAGUUUGGUUCUUCAAAGCGUGUGUCCCCAUCAGAGUGUGAUGACGGCACUGUUCUACUGUCCUGACGUCUACAAGCAAUACAGUUCUGCUCUGUGUUUCACCUGUGCCUGGUACAGCAGUAUUGUGACGGGAGGUUUGCUGCACCUGCUGAUCUUACAGCUCAUCAACGUCAGCUUAAAUGUGACCGAACGUGAGGCAUGCCUGGCUCUUAGAGAGAAAACCGCUCGCAGACGUCUCUGGGGUCUGGUCAUCGACACCGGCACCUACUCCCGAGGUUUCUGUAGCAACUGGACUGAAUUCUUAACCAUGAACAAGGCUCCAGAGCAGUCAAACCAUAAACCAUCAGAUCUGGUGUAGACAUUAAACUGGCAGUGUCAGCUGGCAGCUGAUGGAAAAGUCUGCCUUUAAAGUGAAUUAUCACUUUUAUCCUACAGUGAAGUAUAACGUUGUGCUACUUAAUGCCUUCAACAUCCAUUCCGGAGUCAGUUUUAUGGCUUGAAAUGUUGUGGUCAAGGUCUCAUCAAGAGUCAGGUGAAUGUGGUGGAACAGUAGAUGGCAGUGUUGUAGUAUAACAUCUCUACUAGUGUAAUUCAGUACCGAGCGCUUCAUUACUCAGGAGUGAAGAUUAUUUAAGGAGAACUUCACAUAAUAUCUAAUGUCAGGUGCAAAAUCUCUAAUGCAAAAUUCUUUUCACUCAGAAGGAACCAUUUGAAACUUUCAUUUGUAUUUAGUUUUUCCAAUUUUGCAAGGUUUUAUUUGUUAAUGUAAAUUUCAACAUUUUAAACACAGUUUUAAAACCAGCAUGAACAAACAGUAAACAAAUGUAUUUUUUAUUAACAAAGUAAAAAAAGAAAUGCUAUAAAAACUUUACUUAUUGUUAGUUCAUGUUAGCUAAUGCAUUAAAUAAUGUAAAUGAGACCUUAUUAUGAAGUGUUACCAUAAAUAUGCAUUUCUGGUUUGCAUUCACUGGCAGUUGGAUAAAUUAUGUAUUGUAGUCUAAUAUUUGAUCUCAACUCCAAUGUGAAUGCAAGUCAAUGUCAAAUAUUAUUUAGUGCCCUUUUGGGACAUCAGUAAUGAUGCAACAAUGCAUAUUCAGACAUCACAGCUUUAAAACUGUCAUCUCAGUAUAAAUGUUUUAUGUUGAGCUUCAUGUUUGUUGUUGUUUGUUCUCUCUCUCUCUGUGUAUGUGUGUGUUUUCUUUUCAUGUGCUUCAAUUGAGGAUAAAUCUAUGCUGCUUACCAUCCAGCUACAUUUCAGUGUUUUUGAAUCGGUUUCAUUCCAUUCAUGCCUUCUAAGCACAGAAGCAGAUAAAGAAGCCGUUCAAAAUCCGGAUGUUUAUUUGUCUCAUGCGAGACUGUUUUAUAAUGUAAAGCAUUUCAUUCUCAAAGAACCUCAAUUAAACUGUUCCAUAGAAAAAAUAAACAAGCGUAAAAAGAUUAAACACGUUGGCUCAUCAAGCUGCA